This is a messenger RNA of Leptopilina heterotoma, 1733 nucleotides long. RefSeq names its product carnosine N-methyltransferase. The coding region runs from base 139 to 1332 and encodes 397 amino acids. Gene Ontology annotation, molecular function: S-adenosylmethionine-dependent methyltransferase activity. The record is from RefSeq and is a predicted model, not a curated record. NCBI's taxonomy places the organism in Eukaryota, Metazoa, Arthropoda, Insecta, Hymenoptera, Figitidae. The transcript has 7 exons.
AUGUGAGAUUUCUAUAGAAUAGGUACAUCAAGGUCUAGAGAAGAGGGUUAUAAAUUUUUUUUUUAAUAUUAAAUGUGACGAAAACAAACGAAAAAUUUUUUCGUAAAUUUUAUAUGACAGAGAUUUUUAGGUAUAAUAAUGGAAUCGGGUUUGAAUGCAUAUUCAAUAAAAAAAAAUGACACAUACGAGGAUGAAGAGGAACGAAAACAUUUUCAGCGUAUUGUUUCUGCAUUCAAAUAUUAUAAACCACACUCUUUACAACGAGUGAAGAAGACUGAAAACUAUCUUCUCUCUUUACCAACUCAUCAUCAAAAAUUACUAUCAAAAUAUCGAGAUCACCUGCAAGAAGUGAAACGCUGUAUUGAAAAUAAUGACGACAUAAUAAAACUAAUAAUUAAGGAUGUGGCGCACAUAUUUGAGAACGUGAAUCCAGCCAGCACAGAUAACGAGAGUGUAAGAAAAGUUAAUCUGACAUUAAGUGCCAGACCAAUAACGGCUGAUCAGGAAAAAGUUCAAGCAACAAUUAAGCAAUUAGUACGUGAUUGGAGUACAGAAGGAACUGAUGAGAGAAAUGCUUGUUAUCAACCAAUUGUAGAUGAAAUUUUAAUGCAGUUUCCAUUGGACUAUUGUACACCUUCUGAAGUGCAAGUUUUGGUACCUGGUGCUGGUCUCGGUAGGCUGGCUUAUGAAAUUGCAAGACGUGGAUAUACGUGUCAGGGAAAUGAAUUUUCAUUAUUCAUGCUGUUUGCGUCUCACUUCGUACUCAACAAAUGUAGAGAUAUAAAUUCUUUUAAAGUACAUCCAUGGGUACAUCAGUACAUGAAUAAUUUAAAACCCGAACAUCAAACGCAAGCUGUCUUUUUUCCCGACGUUAAUCCUAGUGAUCUGCCUGAAAAUGUACAAUUUUCUAUGACUGCCGGAGAUUUCCUCGAGGUAUACAAGAAAGAUGAAAACUGGGACUGCGUAGCGACCUGUUUUUUCAUAGACUGCGCAAACAAUAUUGUUCAAUUUAUUGAAACAAUAUAUAAAAUUUUAAAACCAGGUGGCGUUUGGAUAAAUUUAGGACCACUUUUGUAUCACUUUAGUGACAUGCCAAUGGAGGACUCAAUUGAACCCAGUUACGAAGUUGUCAAAGACGUUAUAAGAGGCUUAGGUUUUCAAUUGGAGAAAGAAGAAACACACGUAAAAUCAAGAUACGCCCAAAAUCCCAAUAGUAUGCUGCAAUAUGAAUAUAAAAGUGUUUAUUUUGUAUGUCGAAAACCAAAAAGACACUAUAAAGUUGGAAUGAAUGGAGUAAAUGAUAGCAACGGAAUUCACGAACAAGAAAAUUAAUAAUUUUUGAUACUUAGUGUUAUAUUCAACCUGCGAGGAAAAAUCGAAAGUCUGUUGUAAUUGUAUUAAGAGUUUGAAAUAUUUUUUUUACUGUAAUAUUAUUAUUUCAACUUUUUCUUUUUAACAAGUUCAUUCAUCAUUGAUUUCACAUUAUUUUUCGUGUUCUUAUUUUCAGUUGUUUUUUUAAAUCAAAUGUAAGUGUUGACAUUUGUAUAACUACUAAUUGAUUACUCGUAUUUGAAUUUUUCCUAUUUCUCUCACACACACACAUCACAUAAUUUUGUACUUUGAAUAAGGGUCAAAAGAAACUCAUUUUUUUAUACAUAAUAAUAUAGACUUGUGAUUUCUAUAUUUAAAUAUGAAAUUUGUGAUUUAAUAUAAUAGACCUAUAAUGUUGGCUA